This is a messenger RNA of Myripristis murdjan (pinecone soldierfish), 7700 nucleotides long. It is a transcript of the gene grid2ipb, whose product is annotated as glutamate receptor, ionotropic, delta 2 (Grid2) interacting protein, b. The transcript is spliced from 26 exons. The coding region runs from base 586 to 5037 and encodes 1483 amino acids. Gene Ontology annotation, molecular function: protein binding. The record is from RefSeq and is a predicted model, not a curated record. NCBI's taxonomy places the organism in Eukaryota, Metazoa, Chordata, Actinopteri, Holocentriformes, Holocentridae.
ACAUAUAGGGAAACGCACAUUCAUACAUACACAGACACAAAUGGACAGACUUCCAGGCAGGCAGACGUUCCAGUUAGUACUCAUCAGGCUUUUUUGCAUCGACGCUCAGUGAUUCUGGGCCAGGAGCGGCCCCUUUGAGAGCCACCUAGCCAAGAGAGGAGGAGGAGGAAAAAGACACAUCGGGUGUAUUUAUAGAAAAAUGAGGCCUCACAAUACCCUUUUUGGAGAGAGAAUUAUUAAGGAACGGAGUGGUGUGGGUGCACGUGUCCCAGUUUUCUGAUUAACACUGUGCAAGCGGACUGGCCCUCGGAUGAAUCAGGAAUGAGACACAGGACUAACUCCUUGACACACUCACAGAGAGAUUUCGCUUGCUUUUCAUGCACAGUCACCCCGUGUCGAUGUGGAGACUGCUGUGGUUUCAGUGGAGGACUCUGAUGAUGGGGCAGUAUUUUGAGUUCUUCACCCCAUCAGUGUGACCUAGUGUUCUGGGGUGGUCAGGGGAGACUUUUUUUCUCUCAUUUUUUUUUUUUUUUUAUAUUUGAGAGCACAGGUUGGAUAUUAGCCACCUGCUAUUUGAUAUCCAAGAUGAAGAAAUUCUUGCAGAACAAAAAAGGCAGAUACUCUUUUCGGCAGAGCAAACGGGGCUCUCGGUAUCCAGGCAAAGAUUGCUUGCUCAGCAUGCCAACAUCUAACCAGGGUUGGCCUGAGGAGUUUGGUUUCCAGCUGGGAGGGCAUGGACCCAGCUAUAUCCUGUCUGUGGACGAGGGGAGCAGCGCCCACCUGGCAGGGCUGCAGCCUGGGGACCAGGUCCUGGAGAUUGAGGGCCACAAUGUGUCCACACUUCCCCCACAGGCCGUCAUUGCCAUUGCCCAGAGCCAGAAGAACAUCCCCCCCAGUAUCGGAGUGGUGUCGCGCAUACAGCAGAUGGAUAUCACACCAGGUCCGGACGGUCGUUUUGGCUUCACUAUCGUAGGAGACUGCCCCCUGCUGGUGGAGGACUGUUCACCUUGUUCUCCAGCUGGCCGCGGAGGCCUGAGAGCUGGCGAUUACGUCAUGGAGGUUAAUGGCAUCCCCGUCAGGCAGCAUGAGAUGGCUGCAGCGCUGAUCAAGGCAUCGCAGGGGAGGACACUCCGUCUGGGGGUGUUGUGCCUUGGGCCAAGGCAGAAACGCAGCAGCAGCAUAGCGGACAGUCAGCUGGGAGUAGAAGGGAUGAGGCUGGACCGGAAACACAAGGCUCUAGAGUUCAACAGGAAGAUAGACCAGAUUUUGGGCGAUGAGCCAGAAGUGAAAGAGAGACUCUUUGCUGCUCUGAAGCAGUAUGCAGCAGAGAAGAAAGUUGAUUGGCUGGCUGCAGUCCUGCCAGACAUACUGACCACAGAUGAACAGCGGCAGCUCAUCUCCAGCAUCAGAAUCUUUAUUCCCAAGAAGCACCGGCAGCGCUUCGACGAGGCCGUCUCACAGAAUCUCAUCAACCGGAUCUGCCGCAGCAAGAGCAUCAGCGAGCCGCAGGGCCGAAUCCGCCGUAGCAGGAGCGAGGAUCACCCCGAGCGGCGCCCCGGGUCCAAACGAGCCAGCUCGGUGCCCCGGGAUGGAGGGGAGCCCGGGGGGCGGGGUGAGGGUGAGAGAGACAGGGGAUUCAGGAAGUCCAUCUCUGGAAUUCCCACACAUCCAAUUACUGGACCCAAUCAGAGGGUUGUUCGAGUCUAUAGAGGGAAGAAGAGCUUCGGCUUCACGCUGAGAGGCCACGCUCCCGUCUGCAUCGACUCCGUCAUGCCAGAUAGCCCCGCUGAGGAAUGUGGGCUGAAACCAGGUGACCGCAUCCUCUUCCUCAAUGGACUGGACAUGAGGAACUGCUCCCAUGAGAAGGUGGUGUCCAUGCUGCAGGGCAGCGGUGCGAUGCCGACUCUGGUGGUGGAGGACGGUCCGUCUGACUACUCCUCAGACCACACUGACCCAGAGGAAUCCCCCACCGUGGCUCCCCCCACUGCACCUCACUCCAGGUCUCCAGCCCUCAGCUCUCUGCAGUGGGUGGCAGAGAUCCUCCCACCGAGCAUCAAGGUCCACGGUCGCACUUUCAGCCAGCAGCUGGAGCACCUGCUGACCAUCCAGGAGAGGUACACAGUCUGCAAGGCCCUGGAAACCUUCUUCCAACACAGGAACGUGGACACCCUGAUAGUAGAUGUGUAUCCAGUUUUGGACACUCCAGCCAAACAGCUGAUCUGGCAGUUCAUCUACCAGCUGCUGACCUACGACGAACAGGAACACUGCCAAAGCAAGAUCUCACGCUUCCUUGGUUUCAAGGGUGCUGCGGUGGAGCCUGAGCUGGGUCCAGAGCACCACAGGAGGAGCAGCUCCAUGCGCGUGACAGGGACGUCGUACCGCAGCAGCCUCCGAGAGAGGAGCUCUGACGACUGCAUCAUCGGGACUCACCUGGGAAUGGGAAUUCAUGUCGAUGAAUCUGGGAGUCCGGAGGAGAGGCAGUGUGGAGAUGGGACCUCCUUCCCUGAGUCCCCCGACCUCAAUCAUAUGACAGGUGUGUACACAGAGCUGGAGAACGUGUACACAGGGAAGAAUGCACCGCCACUGCAGAGUAGCACCUCACCAGAGCCCGAGGGUCUGGGACAGACUGAGGGCUACAGCCGCCCUCUUUCCCCCCUUACACUCCCCCCUAUCAACAAAGGGAACCGCAAGUCAGGCCUGUCCCUGUCCUGGAAGGAGCCCCUGCCCACCCCUGUGUAUGAGAUCUACCACCAGAACAGCCUGGACUCCAACCCGUACGUCAGCCUGGAGAGCCCCCCUCCCUCCCCUGAGCCGUCCGACAACGCUCUCAGCCCGCUCAACCGCCGCAAGAAGCUGUUCACCUUCUCCCGCCCGCCCCGCAGCCGUGACACCGACAAGUUCCUGGAUGCUCUGAGUGAGCAGCUGGGCCACCGGGUCACCCUGGUGGAUGACUACGUACCCGGCGAGAACGACUACGAGGAGAUUUAUCAUGGUGGUUGUCAUGGUUUCAGAAGAAGAGAUGUGCCUAUGAGUUUCCAUGAAGAUCAGGACAUGGGCUUCAUACCUCGUCAGCUCAGCAGUGCCAGCAGUGAGGAUCACAGUAGUAGUGAUGAAGGCACUUCCCUCUCCUGCUCCUCUGGCUCUGAACCCAUCCCCCCGCCGCCAGACCAGAGCCCCCCACCUCCCCCGCCCUUCCAGACCCCGAUCCCACCCCCCUUCCAGUUCACUGACCCCCUGCCACCCAUCCACUUCUCCCCAGAGCAUGUCCCCCGUGCCCGUGUGGCCUUCCACCCGCAGCACCCCAUCAUCCCUCCGCCCCCGCCACCUCCAAGGGCUUUCCUAUCCAGCCGACCCCUCUUACACAAGGUGCUCCCCACCCAUGAUGAGACAGAGCAAGGCCAUCCGCGCUUCCAAACCACCUCCAGCCGUCUCCACACCCACGGCACCCUGGCUUCCCACCGCUCACCCCAGCCGUCCCGCCCCAGCCACCUCCCUCGGCAGAUCAGCCAGCCCCAGCCUGUCCGCCAGCCGUCCCCCCAGCCCUCCCCCCAGCUGCUGAGGCCAAGCCAGCUCGUUCUGCAGAGGCACCACCAGCUCCACCACCAACACAGCUACCAGGGCCCACUGCCACCAUCCCUAGGGGACCAGAGCCACACCUCAUCCCAUAGUCAAAGCCACACCCCGCCCUCCUCGCUGCUCUCUCAGCAGCGGAGAACUCACUCCACCCUCCCCACUCACACCAAAAGCUACGAAACCCAACGCCAGGAGCGCCAGGAGUGCCAGUCGCAAAAGGUACCCCCGCCCCCUCCUCCACCCCUGCCUCCCCCCACUGCCCCCCCUCCACUGCCCACAUCCAGCCCUCACGCCGCGGACUCCAACCACAUGAGUGUGAAGAGGUUGCGCUGGGAGCAGGUGGAGAACUCUGAGGGAACCAUCUGGGGACAGCUCAGAGAAGAUUCAGACUACGACAAGCUGAGUGACAUGGUGAAGUAUCUCGACUUAGAGCUGCACUUUGGGACUCAGCGCAGAUCUAAGCCGACCUUCCUGCCCGAGAACUUUAAAAAGAAAGACGUGGUGGAGAUCCUGUCUCGUAAGAAAGCCUACAACGCCUCCAUCCUGAUCGCCCACCUGAAGCUCUCUCCGGGAGAGCUGCGUCAGGUCCUGAUGAACAUGACGACCGACCGGCUGGAGCCCGCCCACAUCAAGCAGCUGCUGCUCUACGCUCCCGACGACGAAGAAGUCAAGCAGUACGAGCAGUUUGACCAGGACCCGGCCAAACUCAGCGAGCCCGACCAGUUCAUUUUCCAGAUGCUGAUGGUGCCCGAGUACAAGAUGCGUCUACGGAGCCUCCAUUUCAAGACGACCCUGCAGGAGAAGACCGAGGAGAUGAAGAUUGCAUACGACUACAUCUACAAGGCCUCAGUGGAGCUGAGGAGCAGCAAGAAACUGGCAAAAAUCCUGGAGUUUGUGCUUGCAAUGGGGAAUUACCUGAACAACGGCCAGCCCAAGAGCCACAGGACCACUAGCUUUAAGAUCAACUUCCUAACUGAGCUAAGCACAACCAAAACUGUAGACGGGAAAUCCACCUUCCUUCACAUUCUGGCCAAAUCUCUGUGCCAACAUUUCCCUGAGCUGCUCAACUUUUCCAGAGAGCUAACAACAGUGCCUCUGGCAGCCAAAGUGAACCAGAGAACCAUCACAGUAGAGCUGAGUGACCUUCACUCCACCAUCAAGGAUAUCAGGACGGCCUGUGUGAAGAGCCCAGCCACCUCCGAGGACCACUUCGCCUCAGUCAUGAGUAGCUUCCUGGAGAACAGCCACCCUGCGGUCCAGUCUCUGGAGUCCCUGCAGGCCAGAGCCAUGGAGGAGUUCUCCAAGGUGGCCUCGUACUUUGGAGAGGACAGCAAGGCCACCAGCACAGAGGCCUUCUUCGGCAUCUUUGCAGAGUUCAUGUCCAAGUUUGAGAGAGCCCUGAGCGAGACCCAGGCCACAGAAAACCCCAGAAGCCCCAGACUGUCUUCUCCUCUGGCCUGGUAGGAACGAGAAAUAUGGCCGACAGUCUGGCCAAACCGAGAGGCCGAACGGCUCCAGUUUCACUCUGUUCUCCUCAACCAAAGUGCCAAGAUCACACACAGAGACACUCAAACCGACAGGAACAGAGAUCACAUCGUCUAUAGCAAAUAAACGACAACAACGGAAAUGUACAUAUUUACGGAUUUCGAUCGAUGUACUCGAUGGCGACAGUUUGCGAGUGCCCCGUGCGCAGCAGUGCUGUUAUUUCAGGUGCUGGUCAGAGCAGAAACAUUCAGGUGUCCAAAGUCAACAGGAAAUCACUGCACACUGAAACCACUCAGGCUAGUUUUUCCAUUGCUUACAUCUCUUUUCAAUGCACAUGACACAGCGGCUGGUGAAAGAUACACUUGGGUGGGCAUCCGUGUACACGUUUACCCCAGUAUAUCUUGUUGCUGAACAUUAUAAGUAUUAAAAGGGGAUCUAAAAUGAUGAAAAUAACUGGUUUGAUUAUUUACAAAUUAAUUAUGUUUAUUAUAUGACUAUAUAAAGUAUAUAUUUUCUAUCAGAUCAUAUUUGAAAAUUGUAAAGAUUAAGCGUAGAUGUAGACUGAAGCCAGUUGAUCGUACUGAAUGUAUCUGGAGUUAAGAUAUUUUUUAGUGUAGAGACUUUUUGGAGCCAGGUUUAGUUUGAAUACCCCUCAGUGUGUUUAAUAAGACAGUACAUACAGUAGUGCACUCACACACUUAUGAUUAUUUGACGAUAGGUAUUGGAGUUGCUUAAAAAAAAAAAAACAUCUCGGUCUGUUUGCUGAUCUAGAAUCACAAAUGAAGUCAUUCUCACCUACGGUUUGAUUUUAAAGAGGCGCUCUCCUAAGAAUUGUAAGGAGCCGUUCACCCAAAAAUUAAAGUUUUGUUAUGGAGUCACCUUCAUGCCAGUUGAAUCCUCAAAAUACCUGAACUUAAUGCAUAGUGCUUGUGGAGCUCCAAACUGGGGGGAAAUGACACCAGAAUGACUCCAUACAGCUUGUGCAGCAUGAUCCAGGCCAUACGAAGCUAAACCAUCACAUCCUGAAUGGGAAGCACCUACGUUUACUAAUCUUAAUUUGGCACAAAUCUUCAUUAUAGCCUUUGAUUGCAAAAGAGUUCAUGCAAAUGUGCAUCCAAGUGUCGCUAACUAAGCGCUAACUGCUUACUUGUAGCUAAGAGGUAGAAGCAAUGAAAACUGACUUGAGGAUUAGUUUAGUAUUUAUUAGAACAUGGACAUUUCUUCACCCUGCUUUGCACAUUUGAGACAAAUCUUGCAAGUUCUAGUUGAGCAGAGCGGCUUGGAUGCACGUCAGCAGGUUUUGCUAUUAAAAGGUUGUAAUGAAGUUUUGGGCUAAACAGUGGUGUAAAUAUACUGAUUUUUCACUCAGGAUGUGGCUGUUUAGCUGUGCAGCUGUGUCUCAGAUGAUGUUGCACUAGACGAAUGAUGGAUAAUUCUGCUGUCUUUUUUGUCCUUUUUGGAACUCCAAAAAGUGCCACCCAUUGAUUUCAGUUGUUUUAGAGAAGGCUGUUAUUGAAAUUUGAUUUCUGGAUGAUAUGCUUCUCUAAAAUGUGCCCUCUUUCGAGAAAUAAAUGAUAAAAAAUGCUUCACGGAGAUUUACCUCAUUUCAAUUAGAGGAGCUGGUGUUGUCAGCCAAUCACAGUCAAAUAUCUGCCUCUUGAAACUGAACCGUUAAAGGCAACACUGAUCGUACAUCAGCACAGCACCAUAUGAGAUACUUUGUGGAUCCAUAAAUCAUCUCAGUGUCAUGAAAUGUGAGGGCGGAUUCGUAAAUAUUUUUCAAGAAUUAGAGUCUUUUUCUGUCGAUUCAGAAAUAUGAAGAUAAACGCCAGCUUUCAUGUGGAGAAGCUGAGCUGUGUGCUUCUGGCAGCGACGGCGGCUAAUGGUCCUGCACUUUGUAGAGUAUUAUUAGAGUUGUAAACACAAGCCUACUUUACAUGAGUGGGUGGCUGCUGAAUGAAAGAAAAAAAUGUAAAAUGAGAAAAGCGUGAAAAACAAAAUGAACUUUUUUCCUACUGUAAAUGGUUAUUUCCUGCCUUUCCUGGUCGUCAUGGUGACUUCACGAAUCAUCCACAGUGUACUGGUAGCUAUAUUGUAUUUUUUGUCGAUGGAAUAUUGUUUAGAUUGGACAUUUCAUGGUUUGCUAUGCACCGUUCAUUGUUUUCGUUUUGUACUAUAUGCCCGUGUGUCCCACCAGUCGUAUUACAAUCCAUCAUUUCCUUAUGGGAAUGUGGAGAAUGUCAUCACGAAAGCACAAUUAUCUCUGCACAGCUUUAGUCAGGCUCACGGGGCCACUGUGACCCCGUAAAAUGCAAGCCUCGCUGCUACUGGUGUUAGUACCGUGUUUCUCGUCCAAAACAUUUGCAUGUUGGUGCAUUUAAUGUAAGAUGAUGUGCAUCUGGUACUGUUUACCCUCCCCGGAUAGUUAGGGUUAGAGAAAAAAAACUCCUAGUCUAGUUAAGGUUAUUUAUCCAUCGCCUACGAUUUCCCUUUUAUAACUGUUUUAUAUGUUUUCAUGGAGAAGCUGUUUAUGUUGUGUGGUUAUGUUUUACCUUUAUAUGUUUGGUCAAAUGCUUUCAAAUGAAGGAUAUGUUUUUUGAUCUAUAAAAAUAUUAUGCUUGAAAAUAAAACUGCCUGACAUC